AGAAAAGAUUUUAUUUGGGCCUCUCAGGUAAAUGGGCCUACAAACAUAAUAAACAGAGUCUCUGUCUCUCUCUCCAGUAAGAAAGACAAAAGAAGAAAAAAUCUAAACAAACAGUGUACUCCGCCGUGAAUCGGAUUCUCUGACUCUGUGAAUUGAUCGGAUCCAUUUACUUUUUUAGUAAUAUUUUUUUUUAAUUUAUAAUUUCUUUUUUCUGAGUCUCACACAAAGUUCGAUCUCCUCUCUCUGCAUGCAAUUCAACUCAAUUCGAGAAGCUUCCGCUUCAAUUACUCACUCUUCCCCAACCAACCACUGAGAGUUUGGAGUGUUGAGGAACUCGAUAUGCAGCCUUUGAUUCUCACUGACGAGAGAGUACGCAAAGCUUGUGAGACAACAAGAGAACUCAAAAUCCCCGAUGAGAAGACACUCUCAGUGCUCAAGAAGCUGCUCCAAGAGAACGGUGAGAAUUGGACUCUCAUCAAACUUGAUAACUACACCGCAUUGAUCGAUGCUAUCUACUCUCUCGACGAUGAACAAGAAGAAGAAGAAGAGGAUAAGAAAAAAAACGAAACUUUAUCUAAUGCCAAUAGAGGGAAGCAUGUCUUUGACUCUGCUCCUAGUGGUGCUCUGAAGAAGCAAGGGAAGAAUGUUGUUGUGGGCACUGACUCUCCUGCUACUCUGAAAAGAAAAUACGAAACCCGUUCCGCAGCCUCAGGCUCGUCCACUGAGGAAGCUCAGAAGCAUCCUAGCAACGGUGUUGUUCGCAAGAAGAAAUAUAAAACGAUUAUUCGUGACAUCACGAAAGGCUCAGAGAGCGUUGAGAUAUCUCUGGUUGAUGAGGUUGGGACUGAGCAUGUCCCCAAGUUUACUUACAUCCCUCACAACAUUGUCUACCAAAGUGCUUAUGUCCAUGUGUCUCUGGCUCGAAUUUCUGAUGACGAUUGUUGCGUGAGCUGUAAGGGGGACUGUCUUUUAGCGGACUUUCCGUGCGCUUGUGCUCGUGAAACCGGCGGAGAAUAUGCGUAUAGUAAAGAUGGGUUGUUAAAGGAGGAGUUUUUGGAUACUUGUCUUAAGAUGAAGAAGGCGCCUGAUAGCUUCAGUAAGUUUUACUGCCAAGACUGCCCUUUGGAGAGAGAUGAUGGGAAGUGUGAAGGACAUUUGAUUAGGAAGUUUAUUAAGGAGUGUUGGAGAAAGUGUGGAUGUGAUAUGAUGUGUGGGAAUCGAGUGGUGCAGAGAGGGAUAAGGUGCCAACUCCAGGUUUACUUUACCCAAGAAGGGAAAGGAUGGGGUAUUAGAACACUGCAAGACUUGCCGAAAGGAACCUUUGUUUGUGAAUAUAUUGGUGAAAUAUUGACCAAUACGGAGUUGUACGAUCGGAAUAUAAGAUCUACUAGUGAACGGCAUACAUAUCCUGUAACUCUGGAUGCAGACUGGGGUUCUGAAAAGGAUUUGAAAGAUGAAGAAGCUCUCUGCCUGGAUGCCACAGUCUGUGGAAAUGUCGCUAGAUUUGUCAAUCACAGAUGUGAGGAUGCAAACUUGAUUGAUAUUCCGGUACAAAUAGAGACUCCUGACAGACAUUAUUAUCAUAUUGCCUUUUUUACCAUUCGAGACGUGAAGGCCAUGGAUGAACUGACAUGGGAUUACUUGAUAGAUUUCCAUGAUGAAAGUCAUCCCGUGAAGGCAUUUAGAUGUUGCUGCGGAAGCGAAUUAUGCAGAGACAAAAAGCCAAAAGGAUCUGGAGGCAAGUCAGGAGAAAGAAGAAAGGCUGUUCCUGCUAAAAAACAAGCAGGUUCCAAAGCGAUGGCAUUAAAAAGAAAAUGAGGCUGAACAUCAGAGUAAAACAUAAUAACACACAUACACUUUGAUCCAUCCUGAGCUGCUUCUGCUUAAGUUCAAGAGAGAAGUCUUAUGUUCGCCACACCUCUUCACUUAGAAAUAUCCCCUUUCUUUAGGUAGGAUUAUGUGAACUGAGCAGAUUCUUCUCAGUUAGCUGACAAAAGAUUGUUUAGACACGAAUAAGAGUUAUGUUGGGUAACCAAAGAAACUCAUUGUUAAUGGUUGGUUUGUUCUAGAGAUUUCAUUAAUGUCAAAUAUAUUAACAUUAAGGUCUUCUUUAAAGAAAUAAAUUGGU
This is a messenger RNA of Brassica rapa (field mustard), 2128 nucleotides long. RefSeq names its product histone-lysine N-methyltransferase SUVR4. The record is from RefSeq and is a predicted model, not a curated record. Gene Ontology annotation, cellular component: nucleus. NCBI's taxonomy places the organism in Eukaryota, Viridiplantae, Streptophyta, Magnoliopsida, Brassicales, Brassicaceae. Gene Ontology annotation, molecular function: protein binding; zinc ion binding; histone methyltransferase activity.